Messenger RNA from Seminavis robusta, 1431 nucleotides. The record is from the annotation of a GenBank genome assembly. Lineage: Eukaryota; Bacillariophyta; Bacillariophyceae; Naviculales; Naviculaceae.
GCUUCCGCCCCUUUCAACCGUUCGCAUCUCAUCGGUGUCAACUCCGAGAAAGAUAUUCAGAGAAUACAAGUGCAUCCUGCCUGGCAUCUGCUAGAUGUACAAGCUUGACGAAGGAAAUACAGCACGAAAAAAGCAAAUACAGGAAAGAUAAAAGCACAACAGAGCUUCACAUAUAUUUUUUUCUUGAGUAGCCAGCUUCCCUUCCGUACACAAUUUGCCUUGACCAUGAGAUUUUCAUCCAUUUUCCUCCUUGCCAGUGGUGUUGCUGGAUUUUCUCCAUCCAUCCAGACCGGAAGCCGUCUCGGUGCCCUUUCCGCCAAGCCCAAGGUUUUCAUUGACGGAGAAGCAGGCACAACUGGUAUCCAGGUCAGAAGUCGUCUGGAAAAGCGAGAUGAUUUGGAGAUUAUUUCUCCUCCCUCAGACUUGAGAAAGGAUCCUGAUACUCGAAAACAAUUCAUCAACGAAGCCGAUGCUGUCAUUUUGUGCCUCCCAGAUGAUGCAUCCAUAGAAGCAGCAUCUUGGGUAGAUAAUGACCGAACUGUCCUCAUUGAUGCAUCCACUGCCUUUCGUGUGGCUGAUGAUUGGGUCUAUGGGUUUCCAGAGUUGUGCAAGGAGCAACGGGAGGCUCUGACCACUACCAAAAGAAUUUCAAACCCUGGCUGUUAUCCCACUGGAUUUAUUAGCCUUACACGACCACUCACGGAUGCUGGAAUUAUCCCCGCCGGAACCCCGUUGACAGUCAAUGCCAUUUCGGGAUAUUCUGGAGGCGGUAAGGGACUGAUGAACCUCUAUGAAACAGAAGAACAUGAACCAUGGGGAGCCUAUGGGUUCAGCUUGAAACACAAGCACAUUCCUGAAAUGGCCAAGUACUCUGGUUUGGGCAAGGAACCCAUUUUCCAACCACAAGUAGCAGAUUUCCCACAAGGCAUGGUGGUCAAUAUUCCACUCCAUUACGCGUGGUUGGCAGAAGGAACAACGGGAGAGAAGAUGCACCAAACCCUCAGCAAGCAUUACGAAGGAUCCAACUUUAUUGAAGUCAUGCCCAUGGGCGAGGCAGGAGUCAAGGAAGCCGGAUUGCUGGAGCGAGAUGCUUUCCUUCGUCCUGAUACCCUGAAGAAUACCAAUAAGAUGCAACUGUUUGUCUUUGCCAAUGAUGAAGCUGGACAAGCUGUUCUUUCUGCCCGAUUGGAUAAUUUGGGCAAGGGUGCCAGUGGAGCUGCUGUUCAGAACUUGAACAUUGCCCUUGGCUUGGAUGAAACCACUGGCCUUUAAGUUUAUUAUGUUUGGAGAGAUCAGAUGAAGUAGAAUCUAUGGCUGGCUCUUGAUCAUUUUGACUCAAGCAGAUCAGAUAAAGUAGAAUCUAUGGCUGGAUGUUGAUCAUUUUGACUCAAGCAAUUCCAAUCUCAUCAGGACCAGACAAUUUGCAAAACA